AUGCCAAGGUUGAAUGAAACUGACAGAUGCCGCGCCGUAGGCAUGAUCGAAGCUGGUGUACGUCAUACUGACGUUGCCAUACAGUUUGGUGUGCACCGAAAUACUGUAGACGCCUUGUGCAGACGGUACCAACAGUUUGGGACCACCAGAGACCGGCCUCGGUCAGGACGUCCACGCAUAACGUCUAAUCGCCAGGAUACGUACAUCCGGGUGGUUCAUCUCCGUGAACGACUCAGAACUGCUACUCUGACGGCUAGAAAUAUUCCUGGCCUUAGAAGAAUUAGUCCCCGAACGGUACGUAAUCGAUUGCGUGAACGAGGCAUACGUCCACGACGUCCAGCCAUACGUCCUGUUCUCCAGCAACGUCAUCGUGUAGCACGUUUUGCCUGA
Molecule: messenger RNA, 390 nt
Organism: Mercenaria mercenaria
Lineage: Eukaryota; Metazoa; Mollusca; Bivalvia; Venerida; Veneridae
Exons: 1
Coding region: 1-390 (129 amino acids)
Source: RefSeq, a predicted model, not a curated record